Anguilla anguilla (European eel) is the source of this 2484-nucleotide messenger RNA. RefSeq names its product nucleosome assembly protein 1-like 4. The record is from RefSeq and is a predicted model, not a curated record. NCBI's taxonomy places the organism in Eukaryota, Metazoa, Chordata, Actinopteri, Anguilliformes, Anguillidae. The coding region runs from base 135 to 1247 and encodes 370 amino acids. Gene Ontology annotation, molecular function: chromatin binding; histone binding. The transcript has 14 exons. Gene Ontology annotation, cellular component: chromatin; nucleus. Gene Ontology annotation, biological process: nucleosome assembly.
UUUGUCUGGGCGGUCGUGACAGAUGCGACCAAUCAGCAAUGGGAUUGUUGGAGAGUUCCGCGCUUCGGUGCGGCUCGAAGCGUGAGGACAGGCAGGAAAGCAGCGCUGAUUGAGACUACGGGGCCUGUUCUAUAAUGGAGGGAGACCAUAAAUCCAGAGCAGCAGGUGGAAGCGAGGAUCAGAUCAUGCAGGUGCCCCAGGGACCCAUGGGGCUGCAGGACAGACUGGACAGCUCGCCCGUGACCGCCUCCACCACCAUAGAGAGCCUGCCCAAGUCUGUAAAGAGGAGAGUGAACACACUGAAGCAGCUGCAGGUGCAGUGUGCUCAUAUAGAGGCCAAGUUCUACGAAGAGGUGCACGAGCUGGAGAGGAAGUACGCCGCGCUCUACCAACCGCUGUUUGAUAAGAGACGGGACGUGGUCUCGGGGGCAGUGGAGCCCACAGACGAGGAGUGCGAGUGGCAGAGUGACAGAGAGGAUGAAGAGGAGCUGGCCGAGGAGCUGAAGAAGAAGGCCACGGUGGAGGAGAAUAAGGAGGCGGCGAGUACUGAGGAGGACCCCAAGGGCAUCCCAGAGUUUUGGCUGACCAUCUUCAGGAGUGUGGACAUGCUCAGUGACAUGCUGCAGGAACACGAUGAGCCAAUCCUCAGACACUUACAGGACAUAAAAGUGAAGUUUUCAGAGCCUGGGCAGCCGAUGAGCUUUACGUUAGAGUUCCACUUUGAGCCCAACGGUUACUUCAACAACAGCGUCCUGACCAAGGUGUACAAGAUGAAGUCCGAGCCCGACCCCAGCGACCCCUUCUCCUUCGAGGGUCCGGAGAUCGUGUACUGUGAAGGCUGUGACAUCGACUGGAUCAAAGGCAAAGACGUGACGGUGAAGACCAUCAAGAAGAAGCAGAAGCACAAGGGGCGUGGCACCGUCAGGACCAUCACCAAGCAAGUGCCCACCGACUCCUUCUUCAACUUCUUCAACCCCAUCAAAGUUGCCCCUGAUGGAGAGCUGGAUGAAGACUCGGAGUUCACCUUAGCCACUGAUUUUGAGAUCGGCCAUUUCUUCCGUGAGCGGAUAGUACCCAGAGCUGUUCUCUACUUCACAGGCGAGGCACUGGAGGAUGAUGAGAGUUUUGAGGAAGAGGAGCUGGAGGAAGGAGAGGAAGAGGACCAUGAAGAAGAUGGUGAUGAAGAUGAGGGAGAUUAUGAGCCCAAGAAAGAAGAGCCCCAGCCAGCCGAGUGCAAACAACAGUAGAGCGGAGAUCUCACACCCCCCCUCCAUCCCCCCCCCCCCCCCCCCCCCUCCCUCCCGCUAGUCCAGUCAGCACGCCUCAGGCCUGCUGUGCCAGACCCCGUUCACUUUCACACAGACAGGAAGAGCGGCUCUCAAAUGCAUGCCCGCGUUUCGCCCCAGUCCUCUGAUCAUUCUCCAGCCAAUUACCUGGAACAGUGAGCCCAGCACUGUCAGAAUGAAAAUGGGUUGCCAGACUCAGCCACGUUUUGGCCCCUCCCCCCUCCCCCCCCCGGGUCAUAGGAACGUCACAAGCGAAUCCGACUAAAGCUUUUACUCAGGGUUUUUUACGCCAUGAAAACAGUGUGUGAAAGUCUAACGCAAAACCGUUCAGAACUUUUGUGCGAUAUUGGGGUUGCCUAUUUAACCAGUUUUUUUUUUGUUUGUUUUUUUUUUUUGUCAAACAAAAAUCUUUUUAAGUAAGUUUCACUUAUUCAGAAGUUAUUUAUUAGUUUAUUUUGUUUAUGUGUACUGGUUCUGUGUACAGUAGCUUGAUGGAGCUGUGUGAUCGUUUCCGCGGUGGAAACCCUGCCCUUGUCCACAGCCCCUCCCGAGCUGUAGGCCUACUGCGCCAGCACUUGCUUAAUAAAUCAAAAUGUGUUCAUUGCCAAAUGGAGUCUUACGACUGAAAGUCACUCAAAAUGGCUGCUGUGCCGUCAGUUCUCUUGCGUCCCGACAGCAGAAUGCUACGCAGUGGAAACCACGGCGACGGCGCGUUCUCUCGCUGUUCCCUCACCGCCGGCUUCGCGGGAGCAGCGUGCCGGAGCACCACGUCGUGAACCACGGCUAGCGGCUGCCGGGCUCCACCAAUCAGACAGCCAGAAAGAGUUCUAACCACGCCCCCUUUCCGCGAGAAGAGCAGCUGUCCAUCACCGCCGCUGCUGCUUUCGUUUUCCAGAACCCCCCGAGCUCCUCGCUCGAGUCCCGCACAACCGUAACCAUGACAGCCGGUGGUUAACGGGCGUUUCUGACGCUCAGGCGGGGGUACCCCGCCAUCGAGCUGUGGGAGCAGGCCCCGGACCCCACGCCGGUAAGAGCACGCGUUUGAGCGUUCGAAAGGUGGGCCUCUGUUUCGUGACCGUGAACAGACUCGGCCAGAAGCUACAGCACCUCUGCAGGCAGCGAGGAAGAGCAGCAGAUCAGUUUUACUCACUUUGUACAGAACAGUUAGGAUAUUCUAUUAAAGGUUGUGCAACAUGAA